UUCGCUGGCCCUAUUGCCCGUCGUUGUAGUAAAACCCUAAACCUCGCAGUCGCCGCCGCCCAAGCAGCCAUGGCGGCGUCGCCCGACCCUCCGGGCCCCGCCACCUUCCUCCGCGAGGUCGAGCUCCGCCUCCUCCGCUGCACGCUCCCUUCCCUGGCCGCGCCCCCGGCACCCUCGCCUCCCCCUGUCCACCCGCUCGGCCCGGUCGCGGCCUCCGCCGUCGCCGCCGUCGAAGCGGGCGAGUACGCGGCCGCCCUAGCCUCCGCCGCCCCGCACCUCCUCCCGCCCGCCGCCUCCGCCUCCGCGCCCGAGUCCGCGGCGCAGUUCUACGGCGACCUCGCCACCGCCGUCGAGGCGUUCCUGCGCGGGGACGGCGGGGCGGCGGGCGAUGAGUUCGAGUGCAGGUGCGCCGUCGUGCUCUCUGCCGCGGUGGCUGCGCUGCUCUCGUUCACGCAGCAGAACGUGACAGGGCCCCAAGGUAAGUAUUCCCCUUUCCCCUUCUGGACUUCAUCUUUGGAUGAAGGAUGUUAUAGGAAUCUUGAAGGUGAAUGGGAUGCAUGGGCUUCUGCUCGCAUAGCUUCUACUGGUUCCCAUGUUCAUGGGAAAUUCUCACUUAUGCAGUUUAUUGUCUUUGCAGAACAAAUGUUAACUUGUAUAAAGAGUCUGGACACCACAGAUUGUUGUAGUGUCUCAUGGUGGUUGUGUAGACUAUCUAUGGUCCAGCAGAACAUUGUCGAUGAGUUAUCAUCCACUUUGUUUGAUCAAGUACAAGAGUACAAGAAUAAGACGUUGGCCCACUUUGGUGAACUUGAAAAUGUUUUUAGCUACUGGGGUCCUUUGUUAUGUGAUGGAGAAGGCUCAUACUUUGUCUCGGCUGCUUUCUUAGAAGCUGGAAUUGCGGAAUAUAAAUAUGGCAGAAUUGAUCAAUCAAGGCUGCAUCUGGAUAGUGCUCAAGAAGCAUGUGGGCUGCAUCUCUCUCUCACAGGGAUUCUUGGCUUUCGAACAAUACAUCAGGUGAACGCAAAGUCCCAAAUGGUACUUGUUGCAAAUAGCAGUGAACCAGCAGCUGGCGAGGGACACGCAACAAAACUCACAGGAACUCAGGAUGAUGCCGCUGCUUUGAAAAAUGCAAGGAGUUCUGUUCCUGGUGAAAGUGAUGAAUUCUGUGACAUACUAAGAAUGCCAAGACUGGUAGAAAAUGAAAGUGAUUCAGGCAAUGAAAGCACAAAAGAUUCAGGCAAGAAGGCUGUACUGACAGCUAUGCAGCAAGCUGCUGUCCUUGCAGAAUGUUUACAUGUUAGCCGAAGGAGUCGGCAUGAUGAGAUGUCUGGGUGGGAGAUGGCACCAUACAUAGAGUCAAUUGAUUCUCAGGAGGAGUCCUACUUUGUGGUCAGGAGUUUGUGUGAUAUUCUGCGUAUUAGAUGGGAGUCCACCCGCAGUCGGACUAAGCAGAGGGCACUAUUAAUGAUGGAAAAUCUGGUUGAAAAUAUUGGCAAUGAUUUCCCUGUGGCUGCACAGAGAGCCAAACUGGUUUUCGGAAUUCAGAUGGCAACUCUCCCUGCAUUAAGAAAAGAAUAUGGUGAGCUUUUGAUAAGUUGUGGUAUAGUUGGAGAAGCACUGGAUAUUUUUAAAGAUCUUGAAUUGUGGGAUAAUUUAAUCUACUGCUAUAGAUUAUUAGGUAAAGUUGCUGAUGCCACUAGUAUAAUAAAUGCUCGAAUAUCGGUUACACCCCAUGACCCAAGAUUAUGGUGUUCACUUGGUGAUGUUACUAAUAAUGAUGAUUAUUACAAGAAAGCAUUGGAAGUAUCAAAUAACAAAUCUGCUCGAGCUCUGCGUUCACUGGCUCGCAGUGCAUACAACAGGAAUGACUUCCAUGCAUCCAAAAUACUCUGGGAAUCCGCAUUGGCAUUGAAUACUUUGUUUCCAGAUGGCUGGUUUGCAUAUGGAACAGUGGCAUGGAAGGAUAAAGAUCUUCAGAAAGCUGUGGAUGCUUUUAGUCGCUCUGUGCAGAUAGAUCCUGAAAAUGGAGAAGCAUGGAACAACAUAGCCUGCCUGCACAUGAUUAGAGGAAAGAGCCAAGCAGCAGUUCAAGCAUUCAAGGAAGCUGUAAAGUUCAAGAGGAAUAGCUGGGAAGUUUGGGAUAAUUACAGCAAGGUUCUUUUGGAUACAGGGAAUACUCGACAGACACUAGAGGCUGUCAAAAUAGUACUAAACUUGUCGUCGAACAAACGCUUCAACACUGAUUUGUUGGAAAAAGUGAUGACCAUGCUUGAAGAACAACCUACACAUCUCUGUGAUACUCAAGAAACUGAAUCUAUCAGCAGCAGUUCAGGUGAUGCAAAUCAAGAGACCAGGAAGUCCAACCAGUUGUUAGAUAUAAUUGGUGAUAUCCUUCAGCAGAUUGUACAAAGUGGGGGUAGCAAUUCGGAGAUAUGGGGUUUGUAUGCAAGGUGGCAUAAAACUAAGGGUAACCUCAUUGCAUGUUCGGAAGCUCUGUUGAAGCAAGUGCGAUCUCUCCAGGGUUCUGGACUAUGGCAUGACCAGAUGAAGUUCACUAAGUAUGCUCAAGCUUCUCUGCAGCUUUGCAAGGUGUACAUGGAAAUUUCUUCUUCAACUGGAAGCCGACGAGAGUUAUUUUCAGCUGAGAUGCACCUUAAAAGCUCCUUAAAACAGGCGGCAGACUUCUUACAUACCCCCGAGUAUAAAGCUCUCGAUGACUGCCUUGCAGAAAUAAAAAACCUUAUUGGCUCUACCUAGAGUUACUGAGAUCUCAUUGUGAAUCAUGAUCAACUGUUCAGAACAUCCCCGAGUUUCCCAUUGAACAAGUGACGACAAGCGUCAUCACAGGAAGAUACAUCUCUUAACAAAUGCAACUUUAAAGUUCCAACUCCUGCGUCAGGAGUCAUCGGGGAAGACUACUCUCUGUUGUAAACUUAGUAUGUAACUUUAUCGGCAUAUGUGGUUAUAUGAGGAAGGUCUGCGCAAUUUUCUUAUAGCUAAAAACGUGCUACAAAAGCUAGUUGCAACACAGAGUCAAAGAAACUGUGAAAGAGAUCUCAUAAUUUAUAGUAUGUCUACAACUAAUUAUUUUAUGGAUGGACUAUAUAUCAGUUGUAGAUGAUGUGCCAAUUUUCAUAGGUAAUGGUUAUAUCUUAUUGCUACUUUUUCUCUA
Molecule: messenger RNA, 3172 nt
Organism: Oryza brachyantha (malo sina)
Lineage: Eukaryota; Viridiplantae; Streptophyta; Magnoliopsida; Poales; Poaceae
Product: tetratricopeptide repeat protein 27 homolog
Exons: 21
Coding region: 70-2757 (895 amino acids)
Molecular function (GO): protein binding
Source: RefSeq, a predicted model, not a curated record